Messenger RNA from Gopherus flavomarginatus (Mexican gopher tortoise), 3135 nucleotides. RefSeq names its product ras homolog family member T1 (gene RHOT1). Gene Ontology annotation, cellular component: mitochondrial outer membrane. Lineage: Eukaryota; Metazoa; Chordata; Testudines; Testudinidae. Gene Ontology annotation, molecular function: GTP binding; calcium ion binding; GTPase activity. The record is from RefSeq and is a predicted model, not a curated record. The transcript has 20 exons. Gene Ontology annotation, biological process: small GTPase-mediated signal transduction; regulation of mitochondrion organization; mitochondrion transport along microtubule. The coding region runs from base 137 to 2116 and encodes 659 amino acids.
GUGUCCCCCUCGGGCUGCCGUAGCCGCUGCCGCUGCCGCUGGGGGGCUGGAGCGUGCUGGAGGCAAGGCAAGGCCGCAGCCUGCCCCCAACCCUGAUGUGAGCGGGACCCGGAGCCUGGGCCCAGGGUGUGGGGAGAUGAAGAAGGACGUGAGGAUCCUGCUGGUGGGAGAACCCAGAGUUGGAAAGACAUCACUCAUUAUGUCUCUUGUCAGUGAAGAAUUUCCAGAAGAGGUUCCUCCACGUGCAGAAGAAAUCACCAUCCCAGCUGAUGUCACCCCUGAAAGAGUGCCAACACACAUAGUGGAUUAUUCAGAAGCAGAGCAAAGUGAUGAGCAGCUUCACCAUGAAAUAUCACAGGCUAAUGUAAUUUGCAUAGUAUAUGCUGUUAACAACAAGAAUUCUAUUGACAAGGUAACAAGCAGAUGGAUUCCUCUCAUCAAUGAAAGAACAGACAAAGAUAGCAGGCUUCCUCUUAUAUUGGUUGGAAACAAAUCUGAUCUAGUGGAAUAUAGCAGUAUGGAGACCAUCCUUCCCAUUAUGAACCAAUACACAGAGAUAGAAACUUGCGUAGAGUGUUCAGCCAAAAACUUGAAGAAUAUAUCUGAGCUAUUCUAUUAUGCACAGAAAGCUGUUUUACAUCCCACAGGGCCUCUCUAUUGUCCAGAGGAAAAAGAGAUGAAACCUGCCUGUAUAAAAGCUCUGACUCGCAUCUUCAGAAUCUCUGAUCAGGAUAAUGAUGGCACUCUCAGUGAUGCAGAGCUCAACUUCUUUCAGAGAAUUUGUUUUAAUACUCCACUAGCGCCUCAAGCAUUGGAAGAUGUAAAGAAUGUAGUCAGAAAAAAUCUAAGUGAUGGAGUUGCUGAUAAUGGAUUAACAUUAAAAGGUUUUCUUUUUCUACAUACACUUUUUAUUCAGCGAGGAAGACAUGAAACUACAUGGACAGUAUUACGCCGCUUUGGAUAUGAUGAUGACCUAGAGCUCACACCAGAGUAUUUGUUUCCUCCGCUAAAAAUUCCUUCUGACUGCACAACAGAAUUGAAUCACCAUGUGUAUUUGUUUCUCCAAAGCACUUUUGAUAAGCAUGAUUUGGAUAGAGAUUGUGCUUUGUCCCCUGAUGAACUCAAAGAUUUGUUCAAAGUCUUCCCUUAUAUACCAUGGGGACCUGAUGUCAACAACACUGUUUGUACAAAUGAAAGAGGAUGGAUAACAUACCAGGGGUUUCUUUCUCAGUGGACGCUAACCACAUAUUUAGAUGUACAGCGCUGCCUGGAGUACUUGGGCUAUUUAGGCUAUUCAAUACUCACAGAGCAAGAGUCUCAAGCAUCAGCAAUUACAGUAACUAGAGAUAAAAAGAUAGACCUCCAGAAAAAGCAGACUCAAAGGAAUGUGUUCAGAUGUAAUGUUAUUGGGAUGAAAGGCUGUGGGAAAAGCGGUGUUCUACAGGCACUUCUUGGAAGAAAUCUAAUGAGACAGAGGCAAAUACGCGCAGAACACAAAUCUUACUAUGCGAUGAAUACAGUCUAUGUAUAUGGGCAAGAAAAAUACUUGCUGCUACAUGAUGUUAGUGAAUCUGAAUUUUUAAGUGAUGCUGAGACCAUAUGUGAUGCUGUUUGCUUGGUGUAUGAUGUCACUAAUCCUAAAUCCUUUGAAUACUGUGCUAGGAUUUUUAAGCAACACUUCAUGGACAGCAGAAUACCUUGCUUAGUGGUAGCUGCAAAGUCAGACCUACAUGAAGUUAAACAAGAAUAUAGCACUUCCCCUGCUGACUUCUGCAAGAAACACAAAAUGCCUCCACCACAAGCCUUUACUUGUAACACUGUUGAUAUACCGAGUAAGGAUAUCUUUGUUAAACUGACAACAAUGGCCAUGUAUCCCCAUGCCCGAUUACGCUGUAUGUGCGCCUGCAACAGGUGUACAUUUUGCAUCUGUCAGAACUUCCUCAACUCAGACUUGCUGCAAUCUGUAAAGAACAAACUCUUCACUGCAGUUCUUAACAGGCAUGUGACACAAGCAGACCUCAAAAGUUCCACAUUUUGGCUUCGAGCGAGUUUUGGUGCUACAGUCUUUGCAGUUUUGGGUUUUGCCAUGUACAGAGCAUUAUUAAAACAGCGAUGAUCUGAAAAGCAGUACCUGGCCCCUACCAAAUAAAAAUAAAUUAUGUAUAUUCUGAAUGCUUUAAAUUCUGCUAGAAAUAUUUAUAUAUGCAGAGUUACUUUAUUAAUAUUUGUAAUUCGUGCAUAAGAGUCUUUUAAAUGAAAGCUAUAACUACAGUAUUGCAUAAUGUGUGGAAAAAAUUGCGUCGUAACAGCCAACUAAAAUGGUUUAAUUUGUAAGGCCAAAAGGGAAUGUUGUAAAUAAACUGUAUAUAUAAGGCAGUAAGACAUUGCUUCCCAAAAAGUUGUUAGAAAUACUGUUCUUAGAUGUUUCAGCAUAGUGAGAGUGUAUAAUUGGAAUUAAUUUUCAGUAGAAUAGGUUCAACUCAAGGAUCAUACUUGCUCAAGGAUGACUUAUUUAUUUCAUAUGCAUCUGAAGUUCGUUUUUGGGACUACAAGCUAUACAAGGCAGAAUAUGUGGCUGGCUUUCUUUUUCUUUUUUAACUGAAGAGCCACCCAGUUUACCCACUGAGCUAUAUUUUAAGGAAAAAGUUACUGUGGCAGAUGUGGCCUAAUGAUUUUGUAUGUUACAUGACCUGUGACAUGUUUAACUGUCUGAGAUGCCUCUUUUAAAAGAAAAAAGUAAACUUUAAAAACUGCCAGACAGACUUCAUCUGCUUUGUGUAAUUCUGUAUUGCUUCACUUUCCACUGUUUUAUAGCCCUUUCAAAUCUGAUGGAAAACAGUUUGUAUAUUAUAAAUGUUUAUAAUUCAAAAAGUGUUGCUGUUUAAUUCCUCAUUAUAAAUCAUUCUUCUAAAAGCUGUGUACGGGGUAGAACUAACAUCGUACACAGUGCUUACUCUACUUUAGUGUGUAUUAGUUGCAUGGUUCACAGUGGGUUAUAUACCUAUUUAGAAUUAUCUUUAGACAGCACCUUUUUUAAUGGAUCAAGUAAUCUAAUGAAUAUAAAAUCCUCAUGACAAACCUAUAUUUUCCAUUGCCGGCCUUUUCAAGUAUUUCAAUAAAUAACUGUGUACUGUG